GCCUGUCAGCGCGUGCCGCCCGGACGGGAGACCCGCCGUUCAGCGCCGAUUACCGACGCGUUCACCGGGGCGUCCGCGAGGGGGGAACCGCGACCGGCGCGAAGCAGCGGCGGAGACAGAGAGGGAGACAGAGAGGGACACAGAGCCCGCUCUGCGGCACCUUCGGGCGGCUGCUGCUGCCGGAAAAACCCUCCGCCUCGUUCCGCCGGAGACGCGUUUUUGAAUCCAGCGGAGGCCCCGCGGACCCCCGACGGUCGGGCAGCGGAGGCGGACUGACCCCGGGGAGCCGCGGAGGAAGCCUCCGACGCGGGGGGAGGAGGAGGGGGAGAGAAGAGCGCCGGACCUUCCGGGAGCCUCGGACCCCCGCCGGCACCAUGUCCGUCCCGAACGUGCUGGCCAAGGCGCUGUACGACAACGUGGCCGAGUCCCCGGACGAGCUGUCCUUCCGCAAAGGGGACAUCAUGACCGUGUUGGAGCGGGACACGCAGGGCCUGGACGGCUGGUGGCUCUGCUCCCUCCACGGGCGCCAGGGCAUCGUCCCCGGCAACCGCCUCAAGAUCCUGGUCGGCAUGUACGACGGCAAGCAGCAGCAGCAGGCCACGCCUCCCCCGCCGGAGCCCGCCGCUUCCUGUCCCUCCUCCCAGACGCAGCAGCGGCCCCUCCCCCCGCCGAGCGCCUACGCCAAGCCGGCGCCGUCUCCGGGGCCGGCCGGCGGUUUUCCCGCCAAGCCGCUGCACUCGGCACAGUACACGUCCAUGCACCCGGCGCAAGCCCAACGCCGACUCCAUCUACAUGAUGCCCCCCUCCCACGGGCCCAAAACCAGUCCACAAAGUGUGUACCAGAUCCCCUCGGGCCCCAGCGGACUCCCCCCGGGACCCCCCCUGAAGGCGCCUCUUCUGGCCCGGAGACAGUACCAGCCGCCGGGGCGGGACGUCUACCAGGUGCCCCCCUCUGUCGGCCCAGCGCCGGGCCCGGCCGGGGGGACCGGAGGUGGGCAGGAUGUGUACCAGGUGCCCCCCUCCCUGGAUAAGAGGAACUGGGAAAGCGGCAACAAAGCGCUGGGCAAGGUGGUGGUCCCGACCCGCGUGGGACAGGUGUACGUGUACGACGCGGUCAGACCGGACCGGGACGAGUACGACGUGCCGCCCAGACACCAGACGCCCGGCCAGCACGACGUCUACGACGUGCCGCCGGCCCGCCAGCAGUACAGCACACAGGUGGGCCACGCGAGGAGCACAGAAAUACUCCACCAAUGCUGCUUUUCACACUUUUACACGUGUUUUUUCAAUAAGAAACGUCGUUGUUGAUCUGAGUUCGUGACCUUUAACCGCUGAAUGUUAAUAGAAAGCGUGCGAGUCCUCGCGGACGGACGCGUCUCCAGGCCCGCCGAACGAAGCCAGGGCCUCGAGGCGCCGUUCUCCCACCAACCAGCAGGGGGCGGCUCCUCCUAUAGGUCUAAUUCCCUCAGGCUGGUGUCUGAUGCCAAGAUGGCGGCAGUGGAAAACCAAGCGGGUCAAGUGGCCCGAAUGGAGGCGUGAAAAAAGAGCGGGUCCGGCGAUUGGCCAGUGGGCACGCGGGGGCGGGGCCUGGAGGCCGGUGAAAGUGUUGAAUCAUAAAACCAUGAAUAGAAGCCGGUCGCGUUGCCGACGCUGCAGCAGCCCGCCGCCGUCACGUCUGUUUCCCCGUGAUCUCAAACGUGCUCUGACUGUUAGUGUGUCACAGAAUCACAUGCACACACACAGACACACACACACACACACACACGGGUAGUGUGUUCGGCCUCCAGCAGACUCUCUGUAAUAUGAGUAUUUAAUGUGAUGUAAUAUUCAAGCACUUAAUACUAAAUGUAUCUUUAUCGAAGGUCAACCAUUUUUCCACUGUGGGAAAGUUGUUGAUGUGUGCGUGUAUUGUGUGUGUGUGUGUGCAGUGCUUGUUUGUGGUGUGUUUCUGCGCCUUUAAGGCCUCUACUUUACACACAGGUGGUUUAUUCCUGCGUGGUUCAAAACACACACUGUUCACAAUGUGUUGUGCUUAAUAGGCAGGAAUCUGCACACACACGCGCACACACACACACACACACACACGCGCCACACACACACACACGCACACACAUGCACACACACACACCACACACGGACAAAAUGGAUGUCGUCUUCAUGCUGACAAGCUAAAAGAGAAAGGUCGAUGACACACAACCACUGCAAAGCUGCACAACACAGGAGGAGGAAGAGGAGAGGAAGGAGCAGUAGGAGGAGGAAGAGGAGAGGAAGAAGCAGUAGGAGGAGGAA
Messenger RNA from Gasterosteus aculeatus aculeatus (three-spined stickleback), 2289 nucleotides. The record is from RefSeq and is a predicted model, not a curated record. Lineage: Eukaryota; Metazoa; Chordata; Actinopteri; Perciformes; Gasterosteidae.